This is a messenger RNA of Biomphalaria glabrata, 2336 nucleotides long. RefSeq lists its product as uncharacterized. The record is from RefSeq and is a predicted model, not a curated record. The coding region runs from base 29 to 2218 and encodes 729 amino acids. The transcript is spliced from 3 exons. Lineage: Eukaryota; Metazoa; Mollusca; Gastropoda; Planorbidae.
AAACUCUUUGAGUUGACUUUGUAAAAAAAUGCCCAAUACUGGCAAAAUUAGAGGCAAGAAACGCAAAUUAUUAGAAGAGGAUUGUUCUAACAAACCUCUCAAUUUAAGGUCAAAGCAUGUGUGCAAUUCAAGCUUAAAGGAUUCAAUGAGCUAUGGUGAUAAUAACACAGAUGGUUUGAAUACUGAUGCAUUAAAUGAAGACACCAAUAGUGAAGGAAAUGUUAAUGCACAUGAGAAAUGUGAACAAGAAAUCUCAGAUCCACGUAUGAUAGAUAAAAAUGAAAAUACACUGUCUUCAUAUGAACCUCUAACACAAGGAACUCAAACAUUUUCCAAGACUGUUAUAUUGAAAAACAAUGAUGAAAAGUUGGCAAUAAACAAUUCAACAACCAUAGUGAUACACAAUGUAAUUAAUGACAUGCUGAGUGCUGAUGAGAUAACAAAUUGUAUUGAACGUAUAGCAAAUAUUGGUGACAACAAAAUGAAUGACUUAGAUCAGCUCAAAGUUAAUCUUUCUACUGAGUGCAAAGAUGACAAAGUAAAAGUGACUAAAGAUUUUUGCCAGCAAAGUGCCAAUGUUUUAUUGGUCAAGGAGUUUCUACCUUUAAUCUCUGCAGUAACAACCAUAUCAGAGGAUAAUGGCAAUAAGCUUUGUCCAUUAGAAAAUUUGGAAAACGUAACUGAAAAUGUUAUAGAUGCAACAAAAGUAAACAUUACAACUGACAUAAAGACUACACCAGAAAUAUUUCAUGCAUCAAAUGUCUAUGAUCUAAAUUUGACUUUCACUAGUGGCAUCUCACAGCAAAUACAUGAUGAAACAAUAAGUUCAAUAGUACAUCCUGAUAAUGAUAUCAAUCAAACACUGCAUCUAGAUUUAAUCAAAGAGAAUAUGUCUAAAGAAGAUGCAAUUUCUGAAGUGAAUUCAGAUUGUUGUCACACAUUAGAUAGUUUGGUUCAAAAUCCAGUUCACUCUAAUAAUCCCACAUGUGAUACAGUUCACAUUGCUAAUGAAUCAACUAAAGAGAUGAAUGUAUCAUCACAAUGUAUUGAAGGUAUUGACAAUAACAGAUCUGUAGAUGAUGGACAUUCUAAUAAAAUAUAUGAACAUGUCCAAACAUCAGAGCUGCUAACUUAUGCAUCCUCAUCUAAAGAUAAUCAAAACAACAAUGCAUAUGCUGCAAUAUCUGAUCAACAUCUAAUUGAACUAGUUCAACUGAGUAACAGAUCUAUGAAUGAUAAAUACAAUAAGAAACAGCUUUGUGAUGAAACUAUACCUAAUAAUGAUUUGAAUCACUUGAACAAAAAUGAAUCCACCUACAGCCACGAUAAUACAUCAUGCUGUCAACAAACAACUGAUGUACAAGUUGUAACAGAUAGCAUAACAGAUGCAGGUGAUGCUUUAAUAGCCCGCUGCCCCUAUGCUACAGAAAAAAUCCAAACAAAUACCUGUCCACCUCAUGAUAUAACAAAUACCAUGGAACCUGUCUAUCCCAAAACACCAAACACACAAGCUACUCUUAGUUCCUGUACAGUUUUGGAAGAUGCACACAAACCUAACACUAAUUCAGAGGUUGAACAAAGAACCUCGACAAUAGAUGAUCUGCAUAACUUUCAGUGUUCUUUACCUAACUCUGACUCUCAAAUUGAACAAACUUUUACAGAGCACUCAAAACAUUGUAACUCUGACAUUUUAACAAGUCCAACUCCUGAAAUUCAAAGUUUGAACUGGCCUAAUGUUAAUGAUCUAAAUCAAAAAACAUCUCAGCAGAACUGCAAUACUGACAGAACAAAAGUCAAGUCAGGAGAUUACUGUACACCUGUAGCAUGUGUACAGCCACCAAAGCAAAUCUUCCCAGCUUCCAAUGAAAGUAUUAAAUCUGGCUUGUCAGACUCACAGAUGUGUCAAAUGCCCACACAAAACUUUAUUGACACCUUUGAAAUAGACACUCCUGGAGCAGAUGACAUCGAGGUCAGUGAAUUUGAACACUCUUUUUCUAAUGCUCAGAGACAUACAAGGGAAGUUAUUGCUAAGAAAAGAAGCGAAGGUAAUAGGUUUGUAAGCAGUAUACUAGCCCAGCUAAAUGAAAUGAAUCAACAAAUGUUGGUCUUAAAAAGAAAAAUAGCAAUAGUGAAACGUGAGUUAAUUGGCAACCAACAGAAUCAACAAACUUCUCAAUUUUUUUCAAAGACUAAUAGUAACUUUUCUUUUUUUAAAUAGUCUUAUGUGCAGUUACAUGUAUUCUUUGUUCCAAUUUUUUUGAUUUUUUUCAGUUGUUUAUUAUCAAUAUUUUCUGCAAGAAUUGAGAUGUAUUGGUUUAAUAAACACUUUCACAAAA